Messenger RNA from Yamadazyma jaroonii, 570 nucleotides. NCBI's taxonomy places the organism in Eukaryota, Fungi, Ascomycota, Pichiomycetes, Serinales, Debaryomycetaceae. The record is from the annotation of a GenBank genome assembly.
AUGGGUAACCAAGUGAAAAAGUUAAAUAUUCCAACAUCUCCUGUUGAAGAACAUAAAUCCAUUGACCCACCACAUACUCCAGGUCCAUCACCAUCAUCUGAUAUGUUACAAACACCAAAAUUGCCUCCUAGUUUCUUACCAUCACCAGAAUCUUUGAGAAUUAAGAAAGUGAUAGAUUUAGGGAAGCUUAAUAAACCAGGGAAGUUAUUAUUGAAUGAUAGAACAAAAUUAGUUCCAUCAACUCCAAAGUUACAGAUGAUUGAUGAUAAAAUGGUGAGAGAUUGGAAUAAAUCAAAGAAUAUAGAUUUCAUAGAUGAAGAAGAUUUAAGAUCAAUAAAGAGAGAACCACUUGAAAAUCCAUUCCUUACAACAAAGAGUAAUACUACAAAGCCUAUUAUUAAAAAUACAAUUGAUUAUUCACAAUAUAAUGAAUUCAUAAAUAAAUCUACAGGUAAAAAAAUCAUUAAGAAAUUGAAUUCUAAGCAAAGAAUUAUCAAACCGAAAAGAUUAUUUCAACCUAAAGUUAAGUUAUUAAGUGAUGAUAAAGAAUUUGAAAUCUUUAAAGAUUAG